AUGUUAUGGGGCCGGUUGGAGCUGGACUUUCUAUGCCUGUUGCACAGGGAGAGCAGAAUCGGGACUACGAGAGAGCGUAUAUUCUACAGCAACUAUUAUGUGUGGACAGUUGUCUUAUUUGACUACAUAACAACCUUCAUAUUAUCCAUAAUCGUGAACGUAUUGGUGACCAAACCAUUCGCCAAUCUCUUGAAUAUGAUAUACAAGAGGGAUGAGAGCAGAGGAGAUAUAUUUGACGACAACAACAAUAAGUGGCAAAAUGGCAAAGAAGUGACCGCUUUGGAGGACAUUAACAAUAAUAAUGGAGAUGUUGUGGUCAAGAAUGUAGCCUUUGAUGCCAAUGAGAUUCGAUUAGCGCAUAAAUCCUGUAAAUACGUGACCCAUCUUCUUUUGGUUAUUCCUGUUGUUUGUGUUCAUAUUCUCCACAAACUAACAAAAGUGGGAAUUCAUGGCAAAUAUGAUGCCAUCACUCGUGAGCCAAAUGAUUAUAACGGGUGUUCAAAAAGUUAUUAA
Molecule: messenger RNA, 513 nt
Organism: Oppiella nova
Lineage: Eukaryota; Metazoa; Arthropoda; Arachnida; Sarcoptiformes; Oppiidae
Source: the annotation of a GenBank genome assembly